AUGCGGAGUUCGGUUUUUAGGGCCGAUGUCCGCGCCAGACACCACCGGUUCUGCCAAGGAGACAGCGUGGCCGUGGUGAUGGCAGAGGCCGAUGCGCUGGAGGUGCACGCCAGUGACGACGACAUGGGACAGGCCCCGUCCCCGCCUCAUCUCUCCCGGCAGGGGACCCCAUACCCACCUCCAUUCGUACGGUGUGGUCCGGCAGGACGGUCUCCGUCGCCGCCGCCACUAAGAAGACGGGUAAGUCCAGAGUCGUCAGGGGGGCCGGGGGGCCACGACCACCCGGAGCGGUCCUCCCGGCCUUCCCGCCCUGAACAGAGCAGGUCGCCUGGUCGGCGGAGUCGGGACCGGGCUGAGCGACCCUGCCAGCCACCACCCUGGCGGAGUCCCGACCGGCGGAUUCCCUGGAGCCGUGCCCAGGGCAGGCGUCCUCGCUUCAGCAGGGCAGCGGAAGCAAGCCCUAGUCGCCCCCAGCCGACACAGGCGGAGGGCGGAAUGCAGACGGAACCCCCGAUGUCCCCUGAGGUUCCGGUCCAACCGUGGAAUGGCCAGCGGAGGGUUCUGCCGGCCGGGUCUCGGGUGAGCCUUCCGGACGGGACCUCGCUGCGACUGGAGACGGCCGGCGCCCUCCACCCGGACGACACCACCAGGGAGGCCGCCACGCACAUGCUGGAACCCCUGUGCGAGCAUGCGCGGGACGAAUGGCGGCUCGAAAGGACAGUCCAUGGAGCAAAUGAGGUCGGCCACUGGCUGAUGCGGACACGGGUGGUCCACACCUAUGAAGUGCCUGAGCGUCUCCUGCAGACGUACCAGGGACAGCAGUACGGCAAGCACUUCGUAGAUCCCUCCGCGUCCGCUCAACCUUCUCUGGGAGGAAUGCUGCCCCCUGGAACGCCUCCGCCCCCGCGCUACCCCGAUGGCGUCCCCCGAGAGUUCUGGGAGCAGCUGUUCCGGCAAACGGAGUUCCAGCGCCGGCCGCCACCCACCAACUAA
Molecule: messenger RNA, 993 nt
Organism: Patiria miniata (bat star)
Lineage: Eukaryota; Metazoa; Echinodermata; Asteroidea; Valvatida; Asterinidae
Product: formin-like protein 5
Exons: 1
Coding region: 1-993 (330 amino acids)
Source: RefSeq, a predicted model, not a curated record